AAUAUUCGUAAAUAACACAAGCAGUCGUUUAAAUCAAUGCAAAAACAUUGCUUCUUGUUAGCUGUCACCUUUAACUUUUUUCAAGGUUUGGAUCAUUAACAAUAAGUUAAGUAAUAAGAUGGCAAAGUCGAGGCCAAACCCAACUUCAUUCAGUCUUCACCACCAUUAAUCCACGUCGAAAUCAAUGAAGCGUUCUUCACAAGGUCACAGAGCUCGAUGAACGGUAUAAUAAUCGAAAACUUGGGUUUCGGUGUAUGAUGAAGACUUCUUCCUUGUUCUUUUUCUUCGGAGGAGUUGUUGUGCUGAUUAUAUUGUUGAUUAUCGUGUUAAUCUAUUGGAAAAUUUGGAGACCGAAGGGUAUCAAGGGUAUUAUAUCGGAGAGAAAAAGGCAUGCAGCAUCGACGGAUUUCUUUAGCGGCGAUCUUCGAAGUAUGUUCUAUUUUGACUUCCGGACAUUGAAGAGGGCAACCAAGAAUUUUCACCCUGAUAAUUUCCUUGGCAGAGGUGGAUUUGGACCUGUUUACAAAGGAAAGCUAAGAGAUGGAAGAAUGAUUGCUGUGAAAAGACUGUCACAUGAGAGAUCCCAACGAGGAGAGUCGGAGUUUCUGUCGGAGGUGAGGUUGAUCACAAGCAUCCAACACAAGAACCUGGUUCGCCUCCUCGGAUGUUGCUCCGACGGCUCUCAACGUUUACUUGUCUAUGAGUUUAUGAAGAAUGGCAGCUUGGACCACAUUGUAUAUGGAACAAAGGAAGUAUUCUUGAACUGGGAGACUAGGUUUCAGAUCAUUUUGGGUGUAGCACGAGGGCUUCAGUACCUACACGAGGACUCGCAUAUGAGGAUUGUUCAUAGGGAUAUCAAAGCAAGCAACAUUCUUCUUGAUGACAAGUUCCAACCCAGGAUCGGUGAUUUUGGGCUGGCUAGGUUCUUCCCCGAAGAUGAAGCUUAUCUUAGCACCAACUUUGCUGGCACUUUGGGUUAUACGGCUCCGGAGUAUGCCAUUAGAGGAGAAUUGUCUGAAAAAGCCGACAUUUAUAGCUUUGGAGUUCUUGUUCUUGAAAUCGUUAGCUGCAGGAAGAAUACUGAUCUUACCCUGCUUUCCGAGAUGCAGUAUCUACCUGAAUAUGCAUGGAAGUUGUAUGAGCGAGGCUGUAUGCUUGAUUUAGUUGAUCCAAGACUAAGACAACAUGGAUCGUUGGUGGAGAAAGAUGUGGUACGGGUUAUCAAUGUAGCCUUCUUUUGCCUUCAGCUUCACCCGAACUUUAGACCGCCGAUGUCCGAGAUAGUAACCAUGUUAACCUGCACCCCAGAAAUGGUUGGAACACCCUCCAGACCCGCCUUCUUCAACCGAAUCCGACGUAACAAGAACAACGAUAUUCUGUCGUCGUUGUCUUGGGACACUAUGACCGACGCUUUCCCUUCGGUCCAGACUGAGUCCACUCCAUCUCAGGUUCACAAUUAGAUGCCUCAUUGGAAUCACUUUCAUUAUAGCUCAAGGAACCUUAGGUUUGUUUUCUAUUUGUGUGAAUUUUUUAAGAUAAAGAGGGAUAUAUCAAUCAAUAUUGAUAUGAAAUCUCUAGAA
Molecule: messenger RNA, 1580 nt
Organism: Hibiscus syriacus
Lineage: Eukaryota; Viridiplantae; Streptophyta; Magnoliopsida; Malvales; Malvaceae
Product: putative serine/threonine-protein kinase
Exons: 7
Coding region: 255-1460 (401 amino acids)
Biological process (GO): protein phosphorylation
Molecular function (GO): protein kinase activity; ATP binding
Source: RefSeq, a predicted model, not a curated record